Molecule: messenger RNA, 879 nt
Organism: Anopheles darlingi
Lineage: Eukaryota; Metazoa; Arthropoda; Insecta; Diptera; Culicidae
Product: juvenile hormone esterase-like
Exons: 4
Coding region: 1-879 (292 amino acids)
Source: RefSeq, a predicted model, not a curated record
AUGGCAGCAGUACAGCCACUCGUUUGCAUCAGUGAUGGUUGCAUGAAAGGAACAACAAGGAUGGAUAACGAGAAUAGAACAUACUCAGCCUAUCUCGGAAUUCCCUAUGCGAAGCCUCCAGUCCGUGAGCUUCGCUUUGCGAAUCCUGUCCCCAACGACCCGUGGAAUGGAACGUACGAUGCAACAAGCGCAAAAAUAUUCUGCCCUCAGCAAAUUCUCCAAGCAUUAUAUUAUGGCUUAGAAGAUUGCCUCUAUCUGAACGUGUUUGUACCCGAAUAUAAUACAUUUGAUAAUGCUGGUCUCCUGCCUGUGAUGCUGUACAUCCAUGGAGGAGCAUUUAGCCGGGGUGCAGCAAAUGAAUUUACGCGUGAUCCGGUGCGACUGAUGACCACCCAGAGAGUGAUUGUCGUUACUAUUCAGUACAGGUUGGGUGCAUUAGGAUUCCUUUCCACAGGAGACCUCUCGGCUCCCGGUAACUUUGGCAUGAAAGAUCAGGUUCUAGCGAUGCGAUGGGUCCAAAGGAACAUUCGUGCCUUCCGUGGGGACCCGCAGCUUAUCACUAUCUUUGGAGAAAGCGCCGGCGGAGCUAGUGUACAGUACCACAUGAUCAGCCCCAUGAGCCGUGGUCUGUUCCAGCGCGCUAUCACCAUGAGCGGAAGUGCGUUUUCGCUUUGGGGCGUUCCCGCGGUCAAUCCUCUUGAAACGGCUCGAGCACAAGCGAAAGCAGUCGGUAUUACGGAUGCCGAUACUAUCUCUACCGCUGAGCUGAUCACCACCAGUCAGCUGCCGAUAUCAGCGUGCCGGUGCCGAUGGUUGCUGGUGAUCGAUAAUAAGACACCGAAUGCUACCGAAAAUCGAAUCGUGAACAAGAGCAGCUAG